UUUCACCAAGAUUGCAUUUAAAAUAUACAUGAUUCUCUACGAUUGGCACAGAUGGGCAGAUCAAUGUUUGGAAAUAUGAAUUGAGAGAGUCUUAUGGUAAAAUGACAACGCAACUUCAAUUAGAUUGCUCUUUAUCUAUUGACUCUAAAGAGCUAUUGGCAGUUCCUAUUGACAAAGAUAAAUAUUUGGCUGUGUAUGAUGGAAAUCAAUUGAGAUUGUAUGAAUUUGACAAGGAAGAUUGCCAUUUGCAUCACAGUAAACCACUGGAACCAAACGAGAAGAACAAGCAGCUAUCAUUUCUACAUGUAUACAAUAUGGAAAAUCCAGAUACUGGGGAAAGAACAUUUUUGUUGAUAGGUAUCUCUGCUUCGCUAAAGACAAUCUCUACUUGGUAUCUGAUGGAUGGGAAUAUCACUUUUCGAGGAACAUCCAGCAUGCCAUGGGAUGCUGAUCCUAACAUCAGUAUUUCAGCAAGUCAAUGGGCUACUAAUACUGUCUCUAAACUGCUUUACCGGUUAAACAUGCAAGAAAAAGUGGCAUUAGUUGUUUUGCUUGGAGACCAAGUAGUGUUCUACAGUGUCGAUACAGAAAAGGACCAAGUGGAAUGGAAUGCGCUCUAUAGUCUAGAUGUAUCGCAAUUGGAAUCACCCAUUCAAUCGAUUCAGUGUGCACCUAAUAUAAUGGCUAUUGUAUCUGGACAAGAAUCCAACACAUUGAGUUUAUGGACAAAUAUGAGAACUAAUGUCGCUCCUAGUUGUACUACAACAUUGACGUUUGAUGAACCUAUUCGUCAUUUGGCAUGGAAUCUUACUUCAGAUGCACAAAAUAUUUUGGCUAUUGCAUUCCCAAAAAGAAUUGAGAUUUUCGGUCAAAAGAGAGCAUUCAACACUGCGUUGGAUCAGGAUACUUGGGUCUGUUAUACUAAAUUUAAUGUUGACACACCUGAAGAUAUUAAUGCCCUAACAUGGGUGGAUGUUGGUGUAUUGAUAGUUGCAGCAGGAAACCAGCUCUUAUCUUAUCUAAAAUGGCUAACGGAACAAGAUACUGUAGAGAAGUCUAUAAAACCACAUAUCAAUAACAAGCUGGAGCCCAUGUCAAGCAUUUUUGAUAUCUCUUAUGAAAUGAAUGGUCCUUUGCCUUUCUAUCAUCCCAACCAUCUUAUUCAUUAUAUUAUGUGGGGUAAAAUGGAUCUAGUUCAAAGUGUCUUAGUAUCUUUGUAUGAUUUCUUGAAACAGUUUGUAGACGAUGAAGAUAAUAACAUCAACGAGUUCCCUCUUUUAUCCUUUCCCAAAAUGCUCAAACUGCAAGAUGAACAAACCAAAAAAACGAAUCAGAAACAACAGUGUAUUGGAUUAUUUGAUGCUGAUGAAGACAACGAUGAUUCUGUUCAAGAUGAUGAUCAUGUUCGACAUUUAACCUUGAAUGAAGCUAAAAACUUGAUCCAUAGCCUCAAGUCAAAAUCAUUGCCUGGAUUAAAUGAGAAUGAAAAGACCCAUUUGAUAGCUAUGGUAAAUACGAUUGUUGAGAUUGCAGAUCAAGGAGAAGCUUUAGAUGAAAAUGGGGCUCGGUUUAUUGCCUUGUUAGAAAACUAUUUUCACCUAAAACAAGCAUUACCAGAAAAUCAAGAACAGCUUGAUUUAAAUCCUAAAGACUAUGUCUGGGCUUUGCAUAGUCAAUCUCAAGACUUGCUGUUGGAGAGAUGUAUUCGACUGUGCGGGGAAAAGUUUGUUUGGCAAGAUGCUCGAUCUCUGGGUAUGUUUUUUUGGCUUCAAAAGAUCGAUGUCGUGAGGAAUGAAAUGACACGUAUUGCUCGAAACAUUUACUUAUCCAAACAAGAUUACCGAGAUCCAAUUGAUUGUACACUAUUCUAUUUGGCUUUGAGAAAGAAACCCCUGUUGCAAGGACUAUGGAACUCGGCAGCACAUCAUAAAGAACAAGCAGCAAUGAAAAAGUUUCUGGCAAACGAUUUUAACGACCCUCGUUGGCAAAGAGCAGCUUCCAAGAAUGCAUUUGCGUUGCUAGGAAAGCAAAGAUUUGAGUAUGCUGCUGCUUUUUUCUUGUUAGCAGACAAGUUGAAAGACGCUAUCAAUGUCAUUUUGAAAAAUUUAAAGGAUUAUCAAUUAGCUAUUGCAAUUUGUAGAGUGUAUGAAGGUGAUCAUAGUCCACUUUUAAGAGAUAUACUAGAAAAUACCGUCAUACCAGCGGCAGUAGAAGCCAAUGAUCGUUGGUUGACUAGUAUGGCGUUUUGGCUACUCAACAAACAAAAAGAAGCAGUGAGAUCUAUGGUUGUGCCUCUAUCUCAAUUCACAGACAAGACGACAGAUACUUCAGAAGCAGAUUCUGCAGCCAUUGUUCAUGAUCCAAAUGCUUUUAUAUUAUACCAUUACCUGAAGCAACAUGUUCAGCAAACAUCCAUUGUGCCAUAUGACAUUGAAUACCGAUUCUCUUUAUUUGUAUCUCGAUCGUACGAGCGUUUAGGUUGUCCUUUAUUGGCACUUUAUAUUUUGACAAAAUACUAUAUGAAACCCCCUUCAACAGUCAAAAAAGAACCUGCCAAGUUGGAAAGAGCACAAGAUUUGUUUGAGGAACCAGAAACAAAACCAUCAUUUGUAACAGACUUUUUUGCUGACGAACCUUCGACAAAACCCUCCUAUAGUUCUGACUUAUUUGCAGAUGACAAUGAUUUAUUUGCAGAACCUAAAAAGCCUUCUUAUGCUAGUAACUUGUUUGAUGAUGACGAUGAUUUGUUUGAACCUAAAAAGACAACAUCUUCUGGUGGGCUAUUUGAUGAUGAACAGGAUUCGUUUACAGAGAAUCAAGACGAUAACAAAACAGACGAUUCUGUAAGAGAACAAGAUGGCUUGGAUGCCUACAAAGCUCUGCUUGUGAUUCGCUUGUUACAGACAUUUUUCCAUGCAGCCUCUGCACUCUAUAAUGGUUUAGAGGAACCAGACAAUGUGCAUGAAAUUGCAUAUCGAAGCAACUUUUUACUCAAUCGAAAAGCUAUUCUUGAUCUAGGAGCAUCCUUCAAAAUAUCCCCUGAUGUGUUGUCCCGCUUAUUGAUGGAAAAGAGUAUUGAAACAGACGUAUUCCCUCUCUAUCUGUACAUCUUAAAUGAGCAAGUACCUAAUAAUUUUGAUGUUCAUCAGUUCCUCCGUGCUUUUAAAGUCGGUUGCUUUGAAGUAAAUGAAGUGGCACUCAUGCCUCAAGAGCUUGAUUAUGCUACAUUAGCUUUUGUGGAAAACUGGACAGAUCAUGUUUUAAAGACCUUUUCUAUCUGGAGCAAUUUGCGUGCUCGUUACUGCAACCCCAAAUCAGCUUCAUUAAUGACACAUCAAAUUGUGCUUACAACGUAUCUCAGCAUGAUCUUGAUCACGCUUAAAGAACGUUAUUACGAAAAAUGCUGGACUCUGUUAUGCCAUUUCAAGUUCUUUUUAGAAGCACUUGGCUCCACAGAUAGUCUGAAAGCCCUCAAAAGCUGUCUUGCCCAACUUACCAAAAACGACAUCAAAAUGGCUGAAAUGACGCCUGAUGACUUUGAAAGCUUCUCUGAGGAAAGUUUGUUUGGUUAUGAUAUGCACGAAGAAGUCUAUAGACCAUUGAUUGACUCACAAGAUAAAGAAGCUGGUGCUAAUAUUUUAGAAAUUGCUUCUCUUCAUUUUGUGCUAUCCUCUAUUGAACACUCGAUGCAAUGCCAAGGUCGACAUAAUAGCCUAAGUGAGCAAUUAUCUGAUUUUACUUGGACCACACUGUUGGAUCCGGUUGCUUAUAGAGCUCAUUGCUUAAAGCAGACCAUUUCAAGACAGUUAGAGAACAACAUGACACGCCAUCAUGUCAUGAAGCAGUUCAAGACAUUGCGUCAAAAGAAGUUUUGGAGAUCUAUCAAAAGUCUGAGCUCAUUCGAUAGACUUCUACCAUUCAUCAAUGCCUCGGUAACCUUUGUCUGUGAAUGUGUUGGCAGCAGAUGAUCGUACUGAUUAUUCUCGCAGUGUCUAUCACUCUUCGAGCACUGCCUAUGGAUUCUGUCUAAAUUCGUCUGUGCGUGACACCAUGGCAGUUUGCAUGAAAUCUGAAAUUCAAGAAAUCGAUCUAACAAAAGCAAGCGAUAAUAUAGGCGCUCCUUUGAUUCGAACAAGAUCAAUUUCUUCUUCUGGAUUAGGACAAGAUCAUCACUUGGACAGCUAUC
Molecule: messenger RNA, 4186 nt
Organism: Gilbertella persicaria
Lineage: Eukaryota; Fungi; Mucoromycota; Mucoromycetes; Mucorales; Choanephoraceae
Product: RAVE protein 1 C terminal-domain-containing protein
Exons: 21
Coding region: 102-3968 (1288 amino acids)
Biological process (GO): vacuolar acidification
Cellular component (GO): RAVE complex
Molecular function (GO): protein binding
Source: RefSeq, a predicted model, not a curated record